AAAAAAAUAAAAAGAAAAUACAAAAAGCAAAGCUGCCAAGAGAGAGAGCGAGAGAUUUUUUUUGACAGAAGAGAGAGAAAAUCUGGGGCCAAACCGGAGGAAGAAAGAAGGAAAAAUGGGUAAAGCCACAACAACAGAAGCUGCUGCUUCUGCAACAGUAGCCGUAGGAGCAGACAAAAUGAAGAUGAAAAAGAAGAAAGGGCGGCCUUCUCUCUCGGAUCUCAGGAACAGAGACGACCAAAAAUCCGCUGCUAGCCGCCGAUCGACCCGGCGUAACCCUAAUUUUCGUUCGUCCUCCCCCCCACCGGACUCCGAUGAGGAUGACGACGAAAGGAAGGAGAAGAAAGUGAAACUUGUUCGCCGGUUGCCCCAAUCUACCAACCAGCCCCAGCAUUUCGAGAAUUGUUCCCGAAAUUCGGAUUCGGGUUCGGACCCAGACAACGUGAACCGCGAGGUGUUCUCUAAGAAGCUCAAGGUAGAAGCUGAGGAUUGCAGAUCUGAACUUGCUGUUCCUGAUCAGGUCCUGGAUAUGAAGGCAGAAAAGACUCUGAAAGUGACGGACUCUCAGCAUGGGUCACCAUUGGCCUUCGACCCCACAAAACCUUUGCCAGACAAAAAGUUGUUGUUGUUCAUUCUUGACAGACUUCAAAAGAAGGACACUUACGGUGUUUUUUCUGAACCCGUGGAUCCAAACGAGCUACCUGACUAUCAUGAGAUUAUAGAGCAUCCCAUGGAUUUUGGGACUGUUAGAAAGAAGCUUGAUGGACGGCGUUAUACGACACUUGAGGAAUUAGAGGCUGAUGUGCUCUUAAUAUGCUCAAAUGCAAUGGAGUAUAAUGCACCAGAUACAGUUUACUUUCGACAGGCACGGUCAAUUCAAGAACUGGCAAAAAGAGACUUCGAAAAUUUGAGGCAUCAGGGUGAGGAUGGUGAGCCUAAGGUUGUUCGUAGGGGAAGGCCCCCAAAUACUAAAAACAUGAAAAAGUGUAUUGAGACUUCCCCUGUUGACCGUGUGGGUUCCGAGCUUUCAUCCGGCGCUACUCUUGCAUGUGUUGAAGAUAUUAAAGCAGCUGGAUCUAAUUCUUACAACUUAAGGAAGGGACUGCCGGUUUAUAGGUUUCGGUCAAAUGACAUUUCUUUGUACAGACCGCGAAAUGGUGAUGGUUAUGCAGAACGGACGAGUGAUUGGAAUGAGGAGUUUCCAGCUAAUAUUUUGAGGGCUGAUAUGAAGUAUGGCAGCAAACACUUUGCAGUAGAUGAUAACAGGCGUGAUACAUACAAGCAAUUCAAUUCAACCGCUUCUGGAAAUGAACCAUCCUUAUUCGACAAUGCAUAUGGAAAUGUGAAGUGGUUAAUGGCUGUGGGGAUUCAGCUGGAGCAACAUGCUUACGCAAGAAGCCUUUCUAAAUUUGCAGCAAAUCUGGGGCCUGUCGCAUGGAAUAUAGCUUCAAAGAAAUUACAACACAUUCUCCCUCCAGGAGUCGAAUUUGGACCAGGGUGGGUGGGCGAAAGUGUAGUUCAACCACUAGCCUCAUCCCUUUCAACCGAAAAUCAGAAUCUGCCACUAGCCUCAUCCCUUUCAACCGAAAAUCAGAAUCUGCCAAACAGACCCUUAACACCGCCUUUCCCUGCUUCGAAUCUUGGCACCACCGGCACAUCAUCUGAAGCUAUGAUUGAGGCGGUUAGAAGAUUGAACAGCCUGAAUGAGAUGGCGGACCAGUGUGGCAUGCCCCGUCAGAAGCCUGUGUUCCAUUCUAACCGAAACGGUAUGAAUGGCAUGUUUGGGUAUGACCUUAACGUCCGUGUGCAGCCGACGGGCCCCGGGUCUCCAAGUUCUAGUAGUAUACAAAUUGGUUCACCUAAGCAGCCAGACUUGGCUUUACAGCUAUAAUAAUUAGAGAGUUUAAUAAUGAUGGUAAGCUAGCUGACUAACAGAAAGCUGUAGGUACUUGGAGGAAAUCUUGUACAGAUUAUUAUGUAUUUCAAUUUUUUCAUGUUUUUAUUAUUUUUGUUUGGAUUGGAUUUUAGAAGAGAGAUAAAUGGAGAAGAAUAGAGAAACGUCGAUUUUCUUUUAGAAUAUUAUCAUCACAUGAUGAUUGCUAGACGCACGAGAUGCAUUGUUUGUAUGUUUUACUUCAUAUUCACAUUGCGGUUCAUACUU
This is a messenger RNA of Cuscuta epithymum, 2161 nucleotides long. The record is from the annotation of a GenBank genome assembly. NCBI's taxonomy places the organism in Eukaryota, Viridiplantae, Streptophyta, Magnoliopsida, Solanales, Convolvulaceae.